AUGCGUUUCUUCGAUGACCACCAGGCAUUACCGCGAGAGCCUACCACUGCUGCCACUACCAAUACCACUACUACAAACACUCCCACAAGCACCCCCACUGCCAAUACCACCACUCCACCAGCAACCACCUCCCACCCCCUCCCCACCAGCCCCCACCCCAAACCCCCCAAGCCCCCGCGCUCGCGCAAAGGCCGCAUCGCCGACCCCACCAAGUCGUGCACGAUCUGCAAAACCUCCAAAACCUCGCUCUGGCGCAAGGCAGACAUCGACGGCGAGAACGUCACCGUGUGUAAUGCGUGCGGCAUCAAGUGGAAGACGAAUGCGCAGCGCGCGGCGCAGCAGGUGGUCGGCGACACGAUUGUGGUGAAGGGAGUGGAGGAGGGGAAUGGGGGCGGGGUGACGGGGAUGGAUGUGGGGACGGGCGUGGGAGGGACGGGGGUGGCAGUGGGAAUGGGGCCGGUGGUGGGGAUGCAGAUGGGGGGGUUGCUGCCGGGUGCGGUUGGUACUGCGCCGGUGAUUGCUCCUGCGGUUCCUCAGGUGGGUGUGCCGGCGGGUGCGCCGAUGGUUAUUCCUGCAGUUGUGCCUGUGGCUGCUCCGGUGGUUGCGCCUGUGGUUGCUCCUACGGUUGCCCCUACAGUUGCUCCUGUUGCCGCUGCACCGCCGCCGAUACAGACACAACCGCAACCGCAGACGCAACCACAGAUACAGGUGCAGACCCAACCGCAGACGCAGACGCAGACACCCCAAGAUGCGCCAGUGGCCUAG
This is a messenger RNA of Morchella sextelata, 765 nucleotides long. RefSeq lists its product as uncharacterized. Gene Ontology annotation, biological process: regulation of DNA-templated transcription. Lineage: Eukaryota; Fungi; Ascomycota; Pezizomycetes; Pezizales; Morchellaceae. The transcript has a single exon. Bases 1 to 765 code for a protein of 254 amino acids. Gene Ontology annotation, molecular function: zinc ion binding; sequence-specific DNA binding. The record is from RefSeq and is a predicted model, not a curated record.